This is a messenger RNA of Ochlerotatus camptorhynchus, 1986 nucleotides long. RefSeq lists its product as uncharacterized. Gene Ontology annotation, cellular component: SCF ubiquitin ligase complex. The coding region runs from base 159 to 1748 and encodes 529 amino acids. The record is from RefSeq and is a predicted model, not a curated record. NCBI's taxonomy places the organism in Eukaryota, Metazoa, Arthropoda, Insecta, Diptera, Culicidae. Gene Ontology annotation, biological process: SCF-dependent proteasomal ubiquitin-dependent protein catabolic process. The transcript is spliced from 3 exons. Gene Ontology annotation, molecular function: protein binding.
UGUAUUUCCCGGGAUUAGUCUGGCAAUGUUGUUUUUCUGAUUGUAAACAUAAUCGAAAUGAUUAUUUGUAGGUGUUAUCGCUAAAUCAAUCCAAUGAGACAUUUCAUCGUGUUUACUACAAACUUGUUUAGCACCUUGGCACCGCACACGAGUGGCCGAUGUAUUAUUCAUUAGUUGACUGUGCUCACGAAAGGAUACAAAUCAACCUUCCAAUGGAUAUCAAUUGCUUUCCCAGCGAGGUGCUCUGCUGUAUAUUUGAUUUUCUUUCGUGGACCGAUCGGAAACGUACUUCUUUGGUGUGUCGACGCUGGAAUGGUAUCAUCAAUUCGGACCGUUAUCUACGUCAGGCCAAGCUGGUCCUGUACAACUAUACCAAAGUGCAAUUCUUUUCAGGAGUUGAAGUAGGCCUGAUUAAUAUUCAGAGAAAUAUAGAAUUUCACUCGAGUGCAAUGCUUGAUACAGAAGAAAUUUUGACGACGGUAUCGGAGGCAUUCCCGAGCGGUGAAGCAGUAGUUGAAUGCGUAAAUCUGUUUCUGAGAUCAGACCAUGAGCAGCUUUGCAAUUUGGUGAUAGUUAAUUUACCGAAAUUGAAACAACUGAAGCGCUUGAAUAUUUUGGCUAACGAGGGUUUCAGAACAUUGAACAAGGGAUUACAAAUUGAAAGCCAGACAUUGGAAUACUUGAAGCUGUCUUUUUACCAACACACACCGUGCCACCUACAUACACCAAACCUUACAUCGCUAAAUAUAGUAGCACGAUAUCAAAGUGAUAGUGAUCUACUACAUGCUGUUAGCCGACAACUUAGUGAAUUGACAGUUAUUUUUCAGUCCAAAGACUUAGUUGCACAGCUUUUCUUAUGCAACUUUGAAAAUCUGGAAAAACUACACAUUACGAUAGAAAAUGACAAAUACCUACCGUACACUGUUUCGCCAACUCCUGUAAGCAGCUGGAACGAAUUAAAUGUGUUUAUUGGUUCGAUACGAAGAUUGAAAACAUUAGAAGUGGUCGACAAAUGUAACAUGCUGCGGCACAAUUAUUUGAAGGUGUUCACUCAUGCAGAGAAUCUAGAAUAUCUUACUGUGAACUACAUAAUACUGGACUGGACAAUAGUUGAGUUUAUCUCCUAUUUCAAAAAACUGCAGUACCUGAAUCUACGUGGAUGUUCAACAGCUGGAGAACCCAUUCGGCUCGAUUUGCCACAUCUCAAAGAACUGCUGAUGCCCUAUAAACAUUACUCUACUUUACCAUGCACGAAUCUAUGUCAUUUGACUACACUUUCAUAUAGUAGUUCCCAAAAGAAUCAUGCUCAAUUUAUCCACCAAGUCACCAAAACAUUUACAAAUUUGAGGACAUUGAACCUUUUGAACUUUGACUACGAAUUAUCGUCCUGUGCCUUCGAGUUCCUGGAUCACCUCAGGUUACUUAAAACGCUGACCAUUCGUGACAUGUCAGUGUCGAAUCAGUUAUUCAUCAACUGUCCACAGCUUCCUUCUCUGCAAAAACUUGAUCUCAACACUAUCGUUACGGAAAUUUCUCUACUGGAAUGUUUCCCGCAAAAGUUCCGGCAUCUGUACAAACUUAACAUCGACAACUGUUUCUUUUACAUUUUUACUACCGAUGAAACGAAGAAUCAAAUAACGUUCGCACAAUUAAGGAAUCGGAUGCCACGCUGUCGAAUCUCAACAAUUGACUCCACGGUGUUUACAAAUGAACAAUAUGACCAAAACCCAAUUUACAUUCCUGGUUAGAUAAAUUUAAGUAAACGAGAUUUGUUUUUAUGUUGCAUAAGUUGUUAGUGCUGUUGUUUUAGUGUGUAGAUCAGCUUUGUGACAAUAACAAUAAAGUGAUAAUUUGUUUUAAUUUCAAUUAUAUGGGCAUAUUGCAACCCUUCGAGUAAAAUUUCAUCGACUGUCUUUAUUUAUUGUUCAAAUAUGGUAACGAACGGGUAAGAGUCUGCUUUCCACACUCCUAUAUUCCAAUAAAGUA